Molecule: messenger RNA, 1179 nt
Organism: Pecten maximus
Lineage: Eukaryota; Metazoa; Mollusca; Bivalvia; Pectinida; Pectinidae
Exons: 1
Coding region: 1-1179 (392 amino acids)
Source: RefSeq, a predicted model, not a curated record
AUGAAAGAGGUUAAAAGUCGUAUGAAAGAGGUUAAAAGUCGUAUGAAAGAGGUUAAAAGUCGUAGGAUAGAGGUUAAAAGUCGUAUGAAAGAGGUUAAAAGUCGUAUUAAAGAGGUUAAAAGUCGUAUUAAAGAGGUUAAAAGUCGUAUGAAAGAGGUUAAAAGUCGUAUGAAAGAGGUUAAAAGUCGUAUGAAAGAGGUUAAAAGUCGUAUGAAAGAGGUUAAAAGUCGUUUGAAAGAGGUUAAAAGUCGUAGGAAAGAGGUUAAAAGUCGUAUGAAAGAGGUCAAAAGUCAUAUGAAAGAGGUUAAAAGUCGUAAGAAAGAGGUUAAAAGUCGUUUGAAAGAGGUUAAAAGUCGUAUGAAAGAGGUUAAAAGUCGUAUGAAAGUGGUUAAAAGUCGUAGGAAAGAAGUUAAAAGUCGUAGGAAAGAGGUUAAAAGUCGUAGGAAAGAGGUUAAAAGUCGUAUGAAAGAGGUUAAAAGUCGUAUGAAAGAGGUUAAAAGUCGUAUGAAAGAGGUUAAAAGUCGUAGGAAAGAGGUUAAAAGUCGUAUGAAAGAGGUCAAAAGUCAUAUGAAAGAGGUUAAAAGUCGUAAGAAAGAGGUUAAAAGUCGUUUGAAAGAGGUUAAAAGUCGUAUGAAAGAGGUUAAAAGUCGUAGGAAAGAGGUUAAAAGUCGUAUGAAAGAGGUCAAAAGUCAUAUGAAAGAGGUUAAAAGUCGUAAGAAAGAGGUUAAAAGUCGUUUGAAAGAGGUUAAAAGUCGUUUGAAAGAGGUUAAAAGUCGUAUGAAAGAGGUUAAAAGUCGUAGGAAAGAGGAUAAAAGUCGUAGGAAAGAAGUUAAAAGUCGUAGGAAAGAGGUUAAAAGUCGUAGGAAAGAGGUUAAAAGUCGUAUUGAAGAGGUUAAAAGUCGUAUGAAAGAGGUUAAAAGUCGUAUGAAAGAGGUCAAAAGUCGUAUGAAAGAGGUUAAAAGUCGUAAGAAAGAGGUUAAAAGUCGUAUGAAAGAGGUCGAAAGUCGUAGGAAAGAAGUUAAAAGUCGUAGGAAAGAGGUUAAAAGUCGUAUGAAAGAGGUUAAAAGUCGUAUGAAAGAGGUUAAAAGUAGUAUGAAAGAGGUUAAAAGUCGUAUGAAAGAGGUUAAAAGUCGUAGGAAAGAGGUUAAAAGUCGUAUGAAAGAGGUUAAAGUCGUAUGA